Hyaloscypha bicolor E is the source of this 2653-nucleotide messenger RNA. RefSeq lists its product as uncharacterized. Lineage: Eukaryota; Fungi; Ascomycota; Leotiomycetes; Helotiales; Hyaloscyphaceae. The coding region runs from base 100 to 2343 and encodes 747 amino acids. The transcript has 4 exons. Gene Ontology annotation, cellular component: transcription factor TFIIIC complex. The record is from RefSeq and is a predicted model, not a curated record. Gene Ontology annotation, biological process: transcription initiation at RNA polymerase III promoter.
CUAAACUAAUUCACUAACUACAAGGGAGUUCCUAUUCUCACUCGGUAUUCAGAUGGAGCCAUUCGACUGAGCAAAGCGUGACCAAUCUUUGCAGAAGCUAUGGCUGAUCGCGGCCCUCCUCCACGCAAGAAGCAACGCCGCCCAUUGCCCGCCAGGCGACCCCCGCCAGAGCCCGAGCCAGCUCUUGCUCCUGAAUUCGAGAUAGGCACUCGAGAGGUAGUUGCUGUUGAACACCCUGCCAUCAUACAGAACCUGGAUAAUGGUAUCAAGACAUUCGGGGACAAUCAACCAUUUGAACGUAUCAUCAACUGCAUUGAUCCUGAGGAAUGUAUCCCACUCUAUCUCAGGUUCAGAGACCCGACGUGUCCUCCAAUUCUAUCCCAAAGCACUUCGACCCAGAAUAUUGUCCUGAAGAUCACGGUACCGAAGCGGACGGGCAGGAGACGCAAGAAAGGCUCUCAGGAUCCAUUCACAAGUGAUGGAAGACCACUACCGCCGAUACCUUCUAGUAGUGUUUCCGUCCCACCUCCACCGAAACCGCCCUCUCCGAUCCCUCCCGGGCUGCCAAUCGCAGGGGAUGGUGUUGCUGGCCAAAGCUUUCCUGAUGGACCAGGGCUGCCAACUGUUAUGGAUGACGUUGAUGGCUGCAGCGCUCUUGAUGCGCAUCUACACCGUAGACCAAUGCCACCAUCCGGAGAAGAAGAUGCGACUUGGGAAGAUGAUGAACCUCGUGCACCCGAACUCUGUUCUCACUCCAGGAUGGAUACCAGUCUUUGGAGGAGGCUCCAGGACAAUAUUGGCAAGUACACCUGUGAAGCUGUGGCAGAAAUCAAACAGACACAUCGUUUCCGAGGCUUGGCGGACUUCCAUCAAUCAACAACUCAUAUGCCGUUCUUUUCCAAAUUCCGCGAUACGGCUCUCACCGGGAAUAUCGAGAAGAUGCGAGAGUUCAAGUUCGAUACUAGCAGAGGCCCGAAACCAAAUGAAGAGAUCAUAAUGCCAACUAACAUCACGCCUUAUUCUUUGCCAUUCAACUGGAGCUGGCAACAAAAUCCUCACAUCUCCCAAGAAACCGACCCAGUCACAGGCAAGCCAAUUUUGGUGAACACUUCACGACUUGAGAGGCUCCAGGUGGUGUACUUGCCCCAUUACAUAGAAAACAUCCCAGAAGGACCUUCUCAAGAACCCCCCGAUGACCAAGAUGUCCUCCAGAUUAUUGAGAACAUCAAGGAAUUGUACAAUGCACGCCCCAUCUGGACUCGGAGAGCCAUCAUCAACAAAGUCAACUACGCUAUCACCGAGGCUACGCUGCACCUAAUCAGAUUGGCUCUCCCAUACAUUGGCUAUCGAUUUAGAGACGGCCCCUUCAAAGACGCCAUCAUCCAGUUUGGCCUCGAUCCUCGAAAGGAUCCUAAGUAUCGCAUGUAUCAAACCAUCUACUUCCAGCUCGCGGAACGGGAGGUAAGGGACCCCAAUGCGCCAUGGACCGGGAUCCUCAAAUCGACCAAGACCCCAAAGCAAACAAAGCGAUCGAAUGACAAGUUGAGUCACUUCUUCGAUGGCAGAGAUGUCGCCGUUGAUGGGAAGAUCUGGCAAAUGUGCGACGUCACCGAUCCACUGCUCGCAAAACUCAUCAAAGAGGCUCCUAUCAGCGAAAUUUUCGAUGCCAAAAACGACGGUUGGUUUUGUAACGGGACCUUCGCGAAGAUCAGAGCCAUCAUGAAAGUCAAGAUGAUAGCUCUGCAUACGGGAAGGGUAGUGAAAGAUGAAGACUUCAAGAAAGCGCUCGAGAUGCCAGACAUCAUCCCAGAUCGAGAAGGCGGACGGGUCUGGAUACCCGUCCCGGAUAUGCGGUUGAGCAAGGAAGAAAUGGAGAAGUUACGAGCGUCUGGGAAGGACUUUACCAUCAUGAGUGGGAUGCUGAAGCAGAAGAGAGCUUAUAAUGGACCCUUGAGACAUCGGCGACGCCUCGAAGACGAAGCGGGUCCUAGUAAUCGCAGACAGAAGCCGAUAUCUACUGGGGAAACAGAUGAGACUCGGGGACCCAGCACAGCAGAGACUAUGGACCCUAGACUCCUCGCCGACCAAUUCUCCGAGGCGAGGAUAGCGGAUGAUACGGAUGUCGGUAUGGGGGAUUAUGGAGGAUAUGACGAUGGUGAAGACGAGAUGGAGGAUUCGGAGGCAGAUCGCUCUUCAGACUUAGGUGAUGAUGAUAGCGAGAUGGAGGCAUUUGGUCGGUCACCUGAAGACGAAGAUGAUACCCGUGAGGAAGGAGGAGGUACCAGCGAAGCAGACUCCGUCGAUAUGGUGGAGUACCACGACUCUCCCUCUCAGCUUUCAUAGAGCAUCGAGGGGCAGGAGUGAGAAUUGAUCGGCUGUUGAAUAGCAGCCUAGAGCAACUUCGAGCUUGGCAAUGCAUACGCGUCUGAAUCGCACUUGCAUCUGGCAUUUAGAAAUGGCACGAUGAUCAAUUCCAACCAUCGUGCCCAAAACGAAAAACUUGAUGUCUCUGGCACGAGAUCAGGGCAAAAUUAAAGACUGGCCCCGAAGCUUGCGUAGGGCCGCCAGGCUUUAAUUUUAGCGAAGCGGCCCUGAUCUCGAUUCGAGAUUAAUUAGAUGCCUCAGGCACUUAUUUAAGGGAUAUCAGCUUUAC